UGCCCUCCSCACAAAGCCCCGUGGCUUCCCCGGCGUGCGGGCAGAGGGAGGAGACUCGGCGGGGUGACGGAGCUCGGGAAGGCAGCGGGCUGCUCGUUCUGAGACACAUGCCAUGAUCCGGGUGGCACUGCCCUGCCCUGCCAGCUGAGCGAGCCGUCGGGGUUGGGCUCCUUGCCUCCACGCUCCUCUCUUCUCCCGGGAUCGUGCAUCCAUCCCUCCCGCCGCCUCCUGUGCCGCACGGACCCGCUGCUGAGGAAGGAUGGCAGAAGGCCAGCCACACCUCUGCAUUCAGAUGUCAGACUCCAGCACAAAUGGCAUUCCCAGCAGCAGGCAGYCCUCGCCAGACUUGGCUGGCAGGGCAGGAAGCGUGGUCACCUUCCACAACAUCUGCUACCGUGUGAAGACAAAGACUGGGUUCCUGUGUUUCAAAAAAACAGCCAAUAAAGAAGUUUUGAGAAAUGUCAAUGGCAUCAUGAAACCAGGACUGAAUGCAAUUUUGGGACCCACUGGCAGUGGUAAAUCCUCGCUGCUGGACAUUUUGGCUGCAAGGAAGGAUCCCCAUGGGCUCUCUGGUGACAUUUUGAUCAAUGGAGCUCCUCAGCCUGCCAACUUUAAAUGUACCACUGGGUACGUAGUACAGGACGAUGUGGUGAUGGGAACCCUGACUGUAAGAGAAAACCUGAAGUUCUCAGCAGCACUCCGCUUGCCAAAGUCRGUGAAGGAGCAGGAAAAAAACGAACGAGUGAAUCAGAUCAUCAAGGARCUGGGUUUGAGCAAAGUGGCAGAUUCCAAGGUUGGCACCCAGUUCACUCGUGGAGUGUCUGGAGGAGAGCGGAAAAGGACCAAUAUUGGGAUGGAGCUCAUCACGGAUCCUGCCAUCUUGUUUUUGGAUGAGCCAACCACAGGACUUGAUGCCAGUACUGCUAAUGCUGUUCUGCUGCUACUGAAAAGGAUGGCAAAACAAGGAAAAACCAUCAUCUUCUCCAUCCACCAACCGCGGUACUCCAUAUUCCGACUGUUUGACAACCUGACCCUGCUGGCUGCRGGGAGGGUGCUGUACCACGGGCCAGCCCAGCACGCCAUUGAGUACUUCCAGACCAUUGGUUACCAGUGUGAGCCCUACAACAACCCCGCAGACUUCUUCCUGGACGUCAUCAAUGGAGACUCCACYGCUGUGGCCCUGAACAAGGCUGGUGAAAGUAACUCAGCAGAGAGCACUGAAGAACGCUCUGAAUAUGACAAAACCUUGGCUGAGCAGUUAGCAGAAAAAUAUUCCAACUCUGCCUACUACCAAGAAACAAAAGCACAAUUAGAGAGUAUUUCUUCAGGAGAUAAAAAGAAAAGCAGAGGAGURUUCCAGAAAAUCACAUAUGCCAAUUCCUUCCUUCACCAGCUGAAAUGGGUGUCCAAGCGCACGUUUAAAAAUCUGAUAGGAAACCCUCAAGCUUCCAUAGCUCAGGUGUGUGUUACAGCUUUCCUGGGGCUUAUUGUUGGUGCCAUUUUCUUUGGGCUUAAAGAGGACGCCUCUGGACUGCAGAACAGAGCCGGUGCAAUGUUCUUUCUGACCACCAACCAGUGUUUCAGCAGCAUYUCAGCUAUUGAACUCUUCGUUGUGGAAAAGAAGAUAUUUAUACAUGAAUACAUCAGUGGRUACUACAGAACAUCUGCAUACUUCAUAGCAAAGCUAAUGGCUGAUUUAAUACCCAUAAGGACUUUACCCAGCAUCAUCUUCACCUGCAUAGUUUACUUCAUGCUAGGUCUGAAGCCAACAGUAGAAGCCUUCUUCACCAUGAUGUUCACCCUUAUGAUGGUGUCCUACACAGCCACCUCCAUGGCACUGGCCAUUGCAGCAGGACAGAGCGUGGUGGCUGUAGCAAAYCUACUCAUGACUAUCGCCUUUGUUUUUAUGAUUAUUUUCUCUGGUUUGCUGGUCAAUCUCACAAGYGUCAUGUCCUGGCUCUCCUGGCUCAAAUACUUGAGCAUCCCUCGAUAUGGAAUGACAGCUUUACAGAUCAAUGAGUUGACUGGCCUGAACUUUUGUGGCAGCACUAACAGCACAGUUUUAAACAGCACCAGUAGAUAUCGACAGAUGGGCCAGCUGGUGUGCACUGGAGAGGACUAUCUGAAGAAUCAAGGCAUUGAUGCCAGCCCCUGGGGCCUGUGGCAGAACCAUGUGGCUCUGGCCUGCAUGUCGGUGAUCUUCCUCACCAUCGCCUACCUGAAACUGCACUUGAUGAAGAAGUUCUCUUAAAACCAGCGGGAACCAUGAAAUUCCCACUGUUCAGUAGUUUGUUGAAGUGACUGUGAAACUGACUUAUUUUUAAAGAGACCUUUCUUUGUACUUUUAUUAUUACCCAAGUCGACACUGUGAAUGCUAUUCUUGUAUAUUAAGCACUUACCAUUAAUUUACUUUGCUGAAAUGUCUAGCACAACUCACUCCUCUCUGCCACCAAAAGUGUACAGCUAUUCAUUUCUUCAAGAGAUGUUCAGUCUUUCUGCAUGCUGUAGCUAUGAACUUGUCACACAUUAUAACUAAUAUUUAGUGGCUUAACCUGAAAAAAAAUAGUGGUUUCAUACUUUAAUUAAUGCCUACCUUCACCAGCAAGUAAUUCAGUCCAGUGUGGUGCUUAUCAGGACACCAACARAGUCUCAGCUGCUUACAUGGUCACUGGAUAUGUGAGACAUAAAGGGACAAAAUCCCUUCCAUGCCAGUUCCCUUUUCUAUUUGGGAAUCAUCACUGCUCUAGAAUGUACUAAUUGCUGCCAUCAAGCCYUUCUUGCUUCACUCAAGUUGUCGAAGCACCGUUUUUUAAAAUAAAGCUGUACUUACCUACUGUGCCAGUUCCCAUAACUCUUGUCCUGAAAUUUGUGUUUCCCCUGCAUAACUGCACGUCAUCUKCUCUGCCCCACUAGUGCUGCUGUCGUGAGUAGUUCUUGGUCGUUUUUAUGGUGACCUGUUCCAAAUGUGUGACCAAACAGGAUGGUGCCACCUUUGCACAGGUCCACAGACUCCAGCAAUCCCUUCCUGGCAGGCUGGCUUUUCCUGGCCAU
Molecule: messenger RNA, 3051 nt
Organism: Malurus melanocephalus (red-backed fairy wren)
Lineage: Eukaryota; Metazoa; Chordata; Aves; Passeriformes; Maluridae
Gene: ABCG2
Product: ATP binding cassette subfamily G member 2 (Junior blood group)
Exons: 16
Coding region: 260-2251 (663 amino acids)
Cellular component (GO): plasma membrane
Molecular function (GO): ATP hydrolysis activity; ATP binding; ABC-type transporter activity
Source: RefSeq, a predicted model, not a curated record